Messenger RNA from Hevea brasiliensis (rubber tree), 1613 nucleotides. RefSeq names its product OVARIAN TUMOR DOMAIN-containing deubiquitinating enzyme 9. Bases 191 to 1288 code for a protein of 365 amino acids. NCBI's taxonomy places the organism in Eukaryota, Viridiplantae, Streptophyta, Magnoliopsida, Malpighiales, Euphorbiaceae. The record is from RefSeq and is a predicted model, not a curated record. Gene Ontology annotation, molecular function: cysteine-type deubiquitinase activity. Gene Ontology annotation, biological process: protein deubiquitination. The transcript has 11 exons.
UCCUCUUUGGAAUUCUCAGGUACUUAUCUUUUCAAUUUCAGAAAUUGGAUUCAAAUUGAUCAUGCGUUUAUUCAAUGGUUGAUAGCGAAUAGAAAGUUGUUUCAUCUGGACAUUGAAAAUUUUGUGUGCAAGAUCAUAAACCAAGUUGGUUGUAGUUGUACUAUCUGUCAUAGGUCGUGUUAAUUAUGCAAUGAAGAUGAUUGUGCAUGGCCAAGAUCCUGAUGUUUCUCGAUGGGGUCUCUAUACCCUAAUAGACGUUUGUGCACUUCCAAGUUCUGGUCCAUGUAACAGUGUUACUCAGUAUGAUAUAGAUGAUUGUCAAGUUGGGUACGUCGUAGAAGGUUAUAAUGAAGCAGGACACACAAAUAAUGUAGAGAAUGAUGCGGUUAUAGCACAUGCUCUUCAAGAGGAACUUUCUCAAAUUGCUGCUGCAGAAGCAUCUGGGCUUCACAAACCUGGACAAGAAUCUAUUCUUGAACAGGCCUGGCUUGCCUCUCCAGGAAAAUGCAAUGGUUAUGAGGACCAGAAUGAUCAUCAUAGAAAAAACAAGAUGGAUGAUGCUGAAUGCAGCAAAAAGGAGGCACAUGAUUUUACCAAGUGUGAAAGUGAAGAAUGUGAUGAUAUCCUGAAUUCUUUUUCAUAUCCUAAUGCUGGAGAAGAAUCCAUUCGGAUGGAAGAGGGAUCACAUUCCCUAGAAAUAGCAGAUGAGUCUACUCUUGAUGGUGAAGUGGGCAUGAGACUAAAUCAGAUGGUUCCUGUGCCGCACGUCCCUAAAAUUAAUGGAGAAAUACCAUCGGAAGAUGAAGAGAUUUCAGAUCAUCAAAGGCUGUUAGACAGGUUGAAGGCAUAUAAUUUGGUUGAAAAUAAGGUCCAAGGAGAUGGAAACUGCCAGUUUCGUGCCUUAUCAGAUCAACUCUAUCGUUCAUCUGAGCGCCACAAAGUUGUAAGGGAUUGUGUUCUUUCUCAGCUGAAGUCUUACCCCCAGAUGUAUGAAGGUUAUGUUCCUAUGGCUUAUGGAGACUAUCUGGAGAAAAUGAGCAACACUGGUGAAUGGGGUGAUCAUGUCACAUUGCAAGCCGCUGCAGAUUCGUAUGGUGUCAAGAUAUUUGUAGUAACUUCAUUUAAGGAUACAUGUUAUAUUGAGAUCCUUCCAUUCGUUAAGAAGUCCGAGCGAGUUAUUUUCUUGAGCUUUUGGGCAGAGGUGCACUACAAUUCAAUAUAUCCAGGACGAGAGCUACCUCUUUAUGAAACUAAUAAAAAGAAGAAAUGGUGGAUACUUGGAAGCUAAAAAUUUGGUGGCAAAUCUCAAGAUUGUAGAUUGUGGCAGUUCUUUAAUGAUGAAAGAGCUUUUCUUUGGUGGAAUUUAUUCCAUUCCUUGUGCAAUUUGGUGAACUAGGGAAGAAUGAAUAGGGCUGAUGACAUUUGAGUGCUGUGUGUAUCCAAUUUAACACCCCUUAUCCUAUUGAUUGUCUGUUUUUCAGUUUCUUGCUUCUUUUUUUUUUUUUUUAAUCAGUAUUGUACAUAUUAUGGUCUUAGAUAGAUUUCACAUGGCAGUACUGUUGAACACUUGUAUGCCUGGGUUGCUAAUGAGAGUAGAAUAAUGGUUACCUGCA